AAUUUUCGUGCUUAAAUCUUCGUCUCUUCGCUGUUCUUCAAAUCUCUUCGAUCAAAAAGGCUUCUUCGCUAAGUUUCAGCAAACAAUCUCUAUCGAACCAUGGGUAAGGAAAAGGUUCACAUCAACAUUGUGGUCAUUGGUCAUGUCGACUCUGGAAAGUCAACAACCACAGGUCACUUGAUCUACAAGCUUGGUGGUAUUGAUAAGCGUGUGAUCGAGAGGUUUGAAAAGGAAGCUGCUGAGAUGAACAAGCGUUCAUUCAAGUACGCCUGGGUGUUGGACAAGCUGAAGGCCGAGCGUGAACGUGGUAUCACCAUUGACAUUGCUCUCUGGAAAUUCGAAACUAACAAAUACUACUGCACUGUUAUCGAUGCUCCGGGACAUCGUGAUUUCAUCAAGAAUAUGAUCACCGGUACCUCCCAGGCUGACUGUGCUGUUCUCAUUAUCGACUCCACGACUGGUGGAUUCGAAGCUGGUAUUUCAAAAGACGGACAAACCCGUGAACAUGCUUUGCUUGCUUUCACCCUUGGCGUCAAGCAAAUGAUCUGUUGUUGCAAUAAGAUGGAUGCUACCACGCCCAAAUACUCCAAAGCUCGGUAUGAUGAAAUCGUGAAGGAAGUGUCGUCCUACCUCAAGAAAGUCGGUUACAACCCGGACAAAAUCCCUUUUGUCCCGAUCUCGGGUUUUGAGGGAGAUAACAUGAUCGAGAGGUCAACAAACCUCGACUGGUACAAGGGUCCUACUCUUCUUGAAGCUCUUGACCAAAUCAACGAGCCCAAGCGACCAUCGGACAAACCACUCCGUCUCCCACUUCAGGAUGUCUACAAGAUCGGUGGCAUUGGAACCGUGCCCGUUGGCCGUGUUGAAACAGGUGUGAUCAAGCCCGCUAUGGUCGUCACCUUUGGCCCAACCGGUCUAACCACUGAAGUCAAGUCCGUUGAGAUGCACCACGAGGCACUUCUCGAGGCAUUGCCGGGAGACAACGUUGGGUUCAACGUUAAGAAUGUUGCGGUCAAGGAUCUUAAGCGUGGGUUCGUUGCUUCCAACUCCAAAGAUGAUCCGGCCAAGGGUGCAUCGAACUUCACUUCUCAGGUGAUUAUCAUGAACCAUCCUGGCCAAAUUGGUAACGGCUAUGCACCCGUGCUCGAUUGCCACACCUCCCACAUUGCUGUUAAGUUUGCGGAGCUUUUGACAAAGAUUGACCGGAGGUCCGGUAAGGAGCUCGAGAAAGAGCCCAAGUUUCUUAAAAACGGUGAUGCUGGAAUGGUGAAGAUGAUUCCAACCAAGCCGAUGGUGGUCGAGACGUUCUCCGAGUAUCCUCCGUUGGGACGUUUUGCGGUUCGUGAUAUGCGCCAGACGGUUGCGGUUGGUGUGAUAAAGAGCGUUGACAAGAAAGACCCGACCGGUGCUAAGGUCACGAAAGCUGCUCAAAAGAAGAAAUGAAUUAUAUCGGUAUGCGCUAUGAACCUAAAACAACGGACAAACUCUAUUACUUUGACGUUUAGUUUUCGUCUGUUUUUCUGUGUCGGUUUUUGUUGCUUUUCUCGCUUUCGGCUAGCCGUGGCUUUCGGAAUGGUGGUCUUAUUACGUCUUCGGGUUUGUACCUGGGUGCUCGAUAGGCGGUGGCAAGCUUCGUUGCUUUCGUGUUAUGGGAAUGUUUGAUUUUCGAUUGAAAUAUCAUCGGUUAAAUUAAGUCGUUAUUACAACGUUUUGUGUUCUCGUG
Messenger RNA from Cynara cardunculus var. scolymus (artichoke), 1723 nucleotides. Its product is annotated as elongation factor 1-alpha. The record is from RefSeq and is a predicted model, not a curated record. Gene Ontology annotation, biological process: translational elongation; translation. Gene Ontology annotation, molecular function: GTP binding; translation elongation factor activity; GTPase activity. The transcript is spliced from 3 exons. NCBI's taxonomy places the organism in Eukaryota, Viridiplantae, Streptophyta, Magnoliopsida, Asterales, Asteraceae. The coding region runs from base 100 to 1443 and encodes 447 amino acids.